Messenger RNA from Hypanus sabinus (Atlantic stingray), 7440 nucleotides. It is a transcript of the gene sfswap, whose product is annotated as splicing factor SWAP. The record is from RefSeq and is a predicted model, not a curated record. Gene Ontology annotation, biological process: RNA processing; mRNA 5'-splice site recognition. The transcript is spliced from 18 exons. The coding region runs from base 4255 to 6711 and encodes 818 amino acids. Gene Ontology annotation, molecular function: RNA binding. Lineage: Eukaryota; Metazoa; Chordata; Chondrichthyes; Myliobatiformes; Dasyatidae.
GGGUACGGGGAGCGGGGCCGAGUUGCUGGUCUUCGGCUACGCCUGCAAGCUGUUCCGGGAGGACGACCGGGCCCGCUUUCUGGAUCAGGGCCGCCACCUCAUCCCGUGGUUGGGAGACUCGGGGCUGCUGAUCGACAGGUCGGUGAUCCCCGCCGCUGAGAGCCCGCAACGACACCCAACCCCUCCCCCACCCCCAAAUCUACCUUCACCCACCUUUCCCCGAGUUACAGCCGUCAGCCGCACUCCAGGCAGUCUCAGGGUCCAGGCCGGCGCUAUGCUGUUGUAUUGAGGGAGCGCCGCACGGCUGGGAGGGGUUUGAUAUUGAGGGAGCGCCACAUGGCCGGGGGGAGAGUGAGGGAGCGUCACACAGUGAGGGGGUGCCAGCAGCUGGGGCCAAGGUGGUAUUGAGGGAGCACCGCACGGUUGGCAACGAGAUUGGCACAGAGGGUGUACAUAGCUGGUGGCUUGGGAAGAGCUGGUGCUGAAGGAGCAUAACACAGCCGACGAGGGGCUGCAGGGCGGCAGCAUCGCAGUGUCAGUAUUUUGGAUUAGGUGUUAGGGCCAGACUCCUGUCCGAUCAGGCAGGUGGACAUAUAUACAGAAAGGUGCUGGAAAAGGGUCAAUAACAUCAGGAUGAAUCCUACCCACCCUGCUCAUGGACCAUUUGUCCCACUCCCAUCAAGGAGCAGACUAUAUAGAAUCCACGCCAGGACCACCAGACUUAAAAACAGUUACUUUCCCCAAGCAGUAAGGCUGAUCAACACCUCUACACCCCUAACCACCACUACUUUAUCAUUUCCUGUCUGUCACCUUAUGUACAGACACGCCUAUACCUGGUGUCACUUUAUGAACAUACAAUCAAUCUAUGCAUAUAAGCUAUUUGAUGUGUUUAUGUUUAGUGUUUAUUAUUAUUCUUGUGUUCAUUAUUUUGUGCUGCAUCGAAUCUGGGUAACAAUUAUGUCGUUUUCCUUUACCCUGGUGUACAGGAAGUGACAUUAAACAAUUUUGAAUCUCUGGGAGAGCUAUAAGAACUUAGGGCCCUGAGUACUUGGAAGACCUGAACUUCGGACUGCUCCUUGCCGCCCUCACACACAGUGACACUGGGCUUCUAGUCCAGUGUUGAACUGCCAGCUAGCUGGAGUUUUUCCAGGGGUACAUCAGAAAACCUUGGGACUGAACCUACUCCAGAUCAGUCUGGUUGUAGGUACAGGGACUCCUUCCAUUUCAGUAGUGAGGAACAGCUGGAACAAUGUGUAUAAAUUCCAGGUGUUACCUUUCUUUAUGUGGAUUGAGGUAUGUUUAAAAUGUUUAACCAUUGGAUUGAAUCCACUUAAUUAGUUUGAUUUAAAAGAAAGCAUCAGCGGAUGUUUCCUUUAGUGGGUGAGUCUAGCACCAGGGGACACGGCCUCAGAACAGAGGAAUUUCUUUAGCCAGAGGGUAGUGAAUAUGGAAUUUGUUGCCUCAGACAGUUAUGGAGGCCAAGUCAUUGAAUAUAUUUACGGCAGAGGUUGAUAGGUUCUUGAUUGGUCAGGGCAUCAAAGGCUGCGGGGAGAAGGCAGAAGAAUGGGGUCGAGAGGAUAAUAUACCAGCCCUGAUGGAAUGGUGGAGCAAAUUCGAUGGUUGAGUGGCCUAAUUCUGCUCUGUUCUAUAUGGUCUAACAUUCAAUUUUUUUUAGUAAUUCUUAAAUUUAUUUACAAAUAAUAAAUAUAUAUUGGAAGUUCACAGACUUUCAUGGCCAUUUUGACAGUUUUGACGUAGGUACAUCAGGGCACAUGACUUAACUGAAAUUGGAUUAAGGAGGUGUAAGAAAACCCAAUACCAGGAGCUGGUAGAGCAGUGCUAGAGCUGGGUGGAGGGCACGAUGUGAACCUGUAGAGGUGUGUGUAGAGGUCUUGCUUGUAAUUACGGGGGUUGCAAAGAAAAGAGCCCUCAGGAUUGAUAAAGAAGCUGCUGAAUUGAGUCUCCAGAUGGCUGUGGCUCAAAGGGUGUGACCUAUGGACCAGUUCUGCUGGGACACAAGCCAGGGCCUGAUCAACCCUUGGCUGGGUCACCUGGGCAAGAGUAUCUGAUGUUGUAAGACCCAAAACACUCGACAACCCCAGAUUACAUCACUGACAAUGUGUCCCAGCAUAUCUUGGAAUGUAUCUCAGCAUCACCUUGCUGUCUAACCAUUUAUAGGAGCAGCGUUUGAGUUUUCAGACUUCAGCUGUGUGGGCCAGAGAGUCAGUAAACUAGGUGUCUUGCUGCUCACAGCCAGUGUGGAACUGACCCAAGAGUUAUGUGUUGCGCACAACAUGUUAGCAGAGCAGCCUUGAUGGGCUGAAUGGCUAAUUUUGCUCCAGGGUCUUACGGUCGUAAACAUCCCCUAACACUGAAGAAGAGCAAGGAAAUUUGACCCAGUGCACUGUCCUAUAUUUACCUCUUAAGCAAAACGAGUGAAGUUAGAUUCCAUUUGUCUAUCUUAUUUAUUUAGAUAUAGUGCAGAACUGGCCCUUCCUGCCCACCAACUGUGCCGCCCAGCAACCUAACUAUUUUUACAUUAGCCUAAUCACAGAUCAAUUACCAAUUAACCUACUAACAGGUCCAUCUUUGGACUGUGGGAGGAAACUGGAGCACCCGGAGGAAACCUACGCAGUCAUGAGGGAACGUAAAACUCCUUAAAGGUGCACAGCGGAAGGAAAGUAGAAACUUGCUUACCGAGAUCGCCGGAUUUGAGCUCAAGACCCAACGGUCCGAACUAACUGAUACUCUAUCAUGGUGCUCCAUGUGAGCUUCACUGCCCGGGUGUAAACCAACUUUGAUGUAUGUGAUGUCCCCACCACUAUUCUCAGAUGUCUUUCACUUUAGAACAUUUUAACAGCACUUUUCAUGACUGCAUGGCAGCGUAGCAGUAGGCACGAUGCUGUUAUAGGUCUCAGCAUCGGAGCUCAGCAUUCAAUUCCAGCGUCAUCUGUAAAGAGACUACACAUCCUCCUGUGGAAUGGGUGGGUUUCCUCCCACAGUCCAAAGAUGUACCGGUUAGUAGGUCAUUGUAAAUUGUCCUGUGAUUAGACCAGGAUUGGUGGAUUUCUGGGUGGCAUGGCUCACUGGGCCUAUUCUACACUGUAUUUCCAUAAAGAAAUAAAAUCAAAAAUGGAACUUUGUAUGUUCUUCAGCCAGCGGAGUAUUUUUCAAGUGUAAAUGUAAUGUCGGAAAUGUGGCAGUAAUUAGGCACACAGUAAGUUCCCACAUAUGUGAUGAUCACUGAGUGUUUUAUUUUAUAUAUUGCGAGGAAUAAAUAGUAACUAGGUCACCAUGGAGAAAUCUGGUUUUUGAAAGAGUUCCAAAGGGUUGUGUCAUCUCCCCGAGAGUGCAAACAGGACAUUGGUUUAACAGCAGUUCAGUAGUGGAGUGUAGCACACUCUCAAUACUUCACAGGAAUGUUGGCCUGAAUUUUGUGCACAAAUCCUUGGAGUGUGGCACGGCCUCUCAAUCUUCUGAAAUUAAAACAGAAGCAACAUUUCAGGUCAGCGAUCUUUCAUCAGAACUGGGCUUACCAUCCCUUUCUUUCCAUCAUAAAACUUGUUAUAUCUCCAACUUCUUCCAGUUCUGUUGAAAAAUCCCAACUCUGACAUGUUAACUAUCCUGUGCAACUACUGUCUGACCUGUGGUUUUCCAGCAUCUUCUGUCUUUAUUUCAGAUGUUUUGCAAUAUUUUGCUUUUUUUUAAAAAAAGCAUUUAUUAAACUGUUGUGAAUUGGGGUAAUUUUCCUGUAAGCAUGCAUGCUCUGUCUUUAUUUGCCCUCAUCAAUGUUUAAAAUAUAUGUGUAUGUCUCUCUCUGUGACAUAAUCCAGAGCUUCUUCCCCAGUGAAUUUAACAGGUAAUAAAAUGGCUAGGAUAAAAACAGCCCUAGUCCUGAUUUUGCCUCCAAAGGACAGACUGCCUUCUGAUGAAGAGCUCUCCCUAUCCUCCUCCUCCUCAUCAUCCAGGAAAGCGCAGAGCAUUGUGAAGCGAGGACAUUUUCGGCCCAUUUGGUUCUUGCUGAUAGGUAUUUAUGUCCUCAGGUUUGUGCGUCUGUUAAAACUGCUUUUUGCAGAUGAAAUAUUGUCCAGCAAGCGUGUCUUUGACAGCUAGCAGACCGAUGUGAUUGACUGAAACGUGCACGGUACGACUGCCGGGGUCACUUACACGACCUCUCAGAAUGUGACGCUGAGUACACUUGGAACAGAGAUUAUCAGUUGUCAGAGGAAGAGGCGAGGAUUGAGGCCCUUUGCGAUGAGGAGAGAGGAGGAAUACAGGCGUCUGAGUGAGGCCUUAGCAGAGGAUGGCAUCUAUAAUGCGGUUGGAUUUGCUUAUAACAGUGAUUACUAUGAUCCAUCACAGCCGACAGAAGAGGAGGAACUUGCUAAAACAGAUGCUGAGAAUGAUAAUACAGAAGAGAACGAGGAGCCAUACACAGCUCCUGCUGGGCUGCUUGUCCCUUCUGAUGUAGAAGUUCCUGGAACUUCAAAAAUGCAUGCCAUCAUUGAACGCACAGCAAAGUUUGUAUGUAAGCAGGGAACGCCGUUUGAGAUCAUGCUGAAAGCUAAGCAAGCCCGGAAUUCUCAGUUUGACUUUCUACGCUUCGAUCACUACCUGAAUCCGUACUAUAAGUACAUCCUCAAGACCAUGAAGGAAGGGAAAUAUGUUGCACAGACAGAAAAAAAAGUGGAGGAAAAACGGAAAUCUGUAACGGAAUCUGGUGAAGAAGAUGAUGAUGACAACGAUGGCUCUUACCUCCAUCCGAGUCUUUUUGCUUCCAAAAGUAACUCCAGACUGGAAGAGUUAACGAAGCCUCUGAAGGUCAUGGAUCCAGACCAUCCGCUUGCAGCUUUGGUUCGGAAGGUGCAAGCUGAUGCCAAAAAUGAGCAGAAGCAGCUGGAAUCUAACAGCUCCGAGACAGUAGCGACUGUAGAAGGCACUUCAGAUUCGUCAGUGACAACCAUGUAUUAUGGAUAUUACAUGAUGCCUGAUGGUACAUAUUGCCUCACACCACCACCACCCGGAAUAGAUGCUGCUGCUUAUUAUAGCAGCUUACCUUCAGAGAUGGCUACACCAACUACGGCAGGGGCAUCGGCAACUUCAGCAUCUGCAACCACACCACCACCACCUCCGGAAGGGGAUAGCAAUAAUAUUCAGGGCACUUCUACCGCAACCACAAUCAGUGCUGCAACUGUGGUUCCAGUUAUUAUCCCUCCUCCCCCUGACAUCCAACCAGUUAUCGACAAACUGGCAGAGUACGUCGCCAGGAAUGGAACAAAGUUCGAAUCUAGCGUCAGAGACAAGAAUGAUACAAGGUUUGAGUUUCUGCAGCCCUGGCAUCAGUACAAUGCUUACUAUGAGUUCAAAAAGCAAUACUUCUCUCAAAAAGAAGGCUACAGUAUCCAGCAGGAGGCUCCAGCACAAAGUACUGUCGCGUUGUGCUCUGAAAGCAGUACUUCAGAGGCCAUGCAAUUUGAGGUUCAGCAGGAAGGAACCAGUGCAAUUGUCUCCACUGCAAUGAUCUCACAAGCAGACUGUGCCAGUUCUGCUGAUAAAUCUGUAAAUGAUGGAAAACUAAUAAAAGCAUCUUUUGCGCCGAUAAGUUUUGCGAUUAAGGCAAAAGAAAACGAUAUGCUCCCGUUGGAGAAAAAGCGAGUUAAACUGGAUGAUGAUAGUGAUGAAGACCAAGACGUACAGGAAGCUGUCAACAAUGAAUCCAGCAAAGAUGUCCCUCCCUCCCUCCCUCCUGAGGAAAAGAAACCUCAACUUACAGCAGAGGAAAUAGAGGCAAAACAAGCUAAACAGAAACUGGAGGACAGACUGGCAGCAGCUGCAAGGGAGAAGCUCGCACAGGCUUCAAAAGAAUGCAAGGAGAGGCAGCUGCAGGCGGAGCGCAAAAAGAAAGCUGCACUUUUCUUGCAAACCUUGAAAACCCCCAUGCCUUCCGGAGAAAUGGAAACUGCAGCCACUGAAGAAACCUCCCAGAGCAUACAGGUCACUAGUGAAAUUUCUUACAACAUUGUUCCAGCAACUGAAGUGAAAGUGUCACGUCACAUCUCAGUGAAAAGCGAAAGAAUUUCAAAGGAGAAAGAAAAAGAGAAGAAGAAAGAGAAAAAGCACAGAAAGAGGUCCCGGUCACGAUCUCGGUCACGUCCCAGAUAUCGCCUGAAAUCAAGAUCCAGAUCAAGAUCUAGAUCAAGGUCAAGGUCGCGGUCAAAAGCAAAGCAUUCUCUGCCCAGUGCAUACAGAAGUGUUCGACAUUCGAGAUCAAGGUCGCCUCAUGGGAGAAGAGUUCAGUCAUCAGAAAGACGACGCGAGGAGAGAGAGAGGGACAGGAAUGUACCCACAGCCUAUCGUGUUGGUAACAGCUCCGAUAUAGGUGGCAGAAAGCGAUCACGGUCACCAUACGAAAAGAAGAAGAAAAAGAGUUCUAAAUCUCACCCCAAGUUAAAAGAAAAACCUUUACGUUCACGCUCACGGUCUUUAUCACCAAAAAAGUCGAGUAUGAAGUCUUCCGCGAGAAGUUCAGCGCACUCUACUAGCUUGUCACCAGCAGAAAGCAGAGAUUCCAGUCAGGAUCAUUCAAGGGGUGGCUCACAGGAAAAAGAUGAAACAGCAUCUCCAGAACUUCUGUCAACAGUGCAGAGCAAAAUAACUCAGGAUCUAAUGGCCAAAGUGCGAGCAAUGCUGGCUGCUUCAAAAGAUGUAUAGACCCAUCUUUCCUGGAGGAACAGCUAUCAGUGGACCCUACAGCACCACAGAGAUCCGAAGUGGCUUCCCGCAGUUUCAGCUGCCUCGUUGCAGAAGAACUAACUGAUUUAGACAAUUUGGGCAGUAUUUCCACUUUGGCACAAACUUUUGUACGGCUCCUUUUGAUAAGUACAGUUUGAACCAAGAUCUUAUUCUGUUCUGUUGCCGUUUCGCAGUUUCCCCUCUCCUGUUCUUGAACACAAUGAUAAUGUGCUUUAAGGCGUUGGAAGCCCGCUGUGUCUCUGAAAGCACGGGGCUGCCCUUUGAGCGUUAAGAUCUAGCUGCCUCUGGUCACUUGUGAGAACCAGACAGGAGCUCAGCGUGUCCUUCUGUGAAGGAGUUCUACUAUUUGAUUUCUCAAUGAGGUUACAUCCCACUUUGUACAUUUAAGGGAGGUCAAAAGGCAUAAAUCUUGGAUGACAGAUGUCUGGGGUUUUAAACUUGGAGCAAUUUGUACAGGCAAGUCUACGAAGACCGGUGGAAGUACAGCAGAACGUAGUAUCCGCAUUACUUAUGAUGUAUUGUGUAUCAACCAUUUUGAGAAAACUUUGCAUUUAUUUAAACACCAUCUAUAAAUUUACUUUGAUCUCCUGCCCUGAAAAUUGAAGGGAAUUGGCUCUGGUAACGUUUUCAACUACAGACGCAAAAAAAAAACGAUUGAAAUAUUAAAGAUAAUUUAUUUGUUUAGAA